AUGAAGGAAACACGUACCGCCAAAAGAAGACGAGUCUCCGACUCCACGGGCAUGGAUAGAGAUGGCGACACCACGAUGCAAGACGUCGCGACACCGCUUCAGACCCAAGAGACCCCGAACGCCGCAGGAACGGAUACUGCUAAUAGCAGCAACGGAGACGCAAACACAGACACACGAACAGACGCUACCCCUUCUCGGGCGGGAUUACGGUCAAGCGGGCGUCAAAGAAAAGCACCACAGCGGUAUGAGGAUGAGGUUAUACACACGAGAUCGGUGAGGAAAUCGAGGUCGACGCCGGGGAAGGAGAAGGAUGCGGUGACGUCUACAUCUUCGUCUACGGCAGUGACUACAGAGAAAUUGCCCCGGUCUGGAUCUAAAAAUGCACGGCAACAGCCGCGCCGGUCGCUACAGCGGAGUACAUCGGAGGCGGAAACCGAUAAUAAGGAUGAGGAGGAGGAUGAGGAGGAUGAGGAGGAUGAGGAGGAUGAAGAGGAGGACGAGGACGAGGACGAGGAUGUUGAUGAUGAAUCUGUGUCGCCUGAGCCGAAGACUAGACGGCCUACACGGACGUGUUCGAAGAGGACUUCUGUGAGGUUUACUGAGACAAGGGCAAAUGAACCCAAAGAUGGUGACAAGAAUGGGGACGCAGACGGGGAAUCUCCGGAUGAUUUUCCAGAUGCAUUGGAUGAUCUUGUUAACAUGCAGCUGCAGAACGGUAUCGCUCAGGGCCAAUUGAGUGGGCAGGAUGAGGCUAUGGGAGAGGAGCCUUUGCCUGCGUACGCGGAACAUUUCCAGCAGCUUGUCCGCAACGGAUACACGAAGGAGAUGCAGUUGUUGACCAAGACAGUAGUUGAGAAGCUGAACGGGAAGAGGCUUGUCCCGUUGAAGGGCCUCGAUACCGAGUACCUAAAGGUGCAUCAACUUAUCGAGCAGACUGUUACAUUUGGAGAAGGUAACUCGAUGCUUCUCCUUGGGUCGCGUGGGGCGGGUAAGACGGCCAUCAUAGAGAGUAUUGUCUCCUCUCUGAAGCAAGAGCACAAGAACGACUUCCAUGUCGUCCGGCUCAACGGCUUUUUACAUACAGAUGAUCGACUGGCGCUGCGUGAGAUAUGGCGGCAGCUUGGUCGGGAAACGAAUACGGAAGAGGAAGCAGGAAAGGUGACCAGUUAUGCGGAUACCAUGGCCACAUUGCUUGCUCUUCUCUCGCACCCUGAAGAAUUGCAGGCCUCUGCAGACAACCAGAACGGCACAACGACAGCCAAGUCGAUCGUGAUUGUCCUAGAUGAGUUUGACCUGUUUGUCACACAUCCCCGCCAAACCCUCCUUUACAACCUGUUUGAUAUCGCGCAAGCGCGUAAGGCCCCCUUAGCGGUCCUCGGGGUGACCACCAAAGUCGACGUUACCGAGAUGCUCGAGAAACGAGUUAAAAGCCGAUUUAGUCACAGAUCUGUCUACGUGCCGCUGCCGAGGACAUUUGAGGUAUUUUCUGAUGCCUGCUUAGGCGGUUUAGAUCUCGAAGAAUCUGAAUUCGCCAGCGCCGAUGAUCUAUGGGACGCCAAGUCCGACAGCUGGAUGAUGGCCCUGGAUGGGUGGAGAGCGUAUCUACAGGGACUGUGGGCCGAUCCGGCCUUCCAAACACAUCUGCGCAGAAUAUACCACACAACCAAAUCCGUCGGGGAAUUCUUCAUGAGCGCGCUGAUUCCCCUCACGGAACUUCAUCACAGCCUGGCCACUUCACCAAUCAUCCCCACUCCGAGCACCUUUUCAACACACGCUCUCUCCUGCCCCGAUCCCGCCCCUCUCCCCUUCCUGCCCUCUCUCUCCACAUCACCCUCCUCAGCCCCAUCCUCCCUUCCCCUCUCUCUUCUCCUCGCCGCAACCCGUCUGACAGCCCUAUACGAUCCAGGCUCUGCUGAAACCGCAGCGCAAGAUCUCGCCCCACUCGCCCUCUCCUUCCCCGCCGCCUAUGCAGAAUACGUCCGACUUCUGACCUCUGCGAAGACCUCUGCCUCUGUUUCCGGGGCGUCCGUGACGCCGGGGCGUGUCUGGGGGAGGGAUGUGGCACGCGAGGCAUGGGAGCGCCUUGUUGCUUGGGGGCUUGUUAGUCCCGUUGGUGGUGGGAGUGGCACGGCUGAUGGGCGGAUGUUCCGCGUUGAGAUCAGCUUUGAGGAGGUGGUGGGGCUGGUUGGUAAAGGAGGGUCCCUUGGACGGUGGUGGCGCGAUGCUUAG
Molecule: messenger RNA, 2229 nt
Organism: Aspergillus nidulans FGSC A4
Lineage: Eukaryota; Fungi; Ascomycota; Eurotiomycetes; Eurotiales; Aspergillaceae
Product: origin recognition complex subunit 4
Exons: 2
Coding region: 1-2229 (742 amino acids)
Biological process (GO): DNA replication
Cellular component (GO): origin recognition complex; nucleus
Molecular function (GO): DNA binding
Source: RefSeq, a predicted model, not a curated record